Balaenoptera ricei (Rice's whale) is the source of this 2713-nucleotide messenger RNA. It is a transcript of the gene NRG2, whose product is annotated as neuregulin 2. Gene Ontology annotation, biological process: intracellular signal transduction; nervous system development; animal organ development. NCBI's taxonomy places the organism in Eukaryota, Metazoa, Chordata, Mammalia, Artiodactyla, Balaenopteridae. Bases 51 to 2609 code for a protein of 852 amino acids. The record is from RefSeq and is a predicted model, not a curated record. The transcript is spliced from 11 exons. Gene Ontology annotation, molecular function: signaling receptor binding.
AAGGCGGCGGCGGCGGCGGAGCGGCGGAGCCCCCCAAAUGGCCUGGCCAGAUGCGGCAGGUUUGCUGCUCAGCGCUGCCGCCGCCGCCACUGGAGAAGGCUCGGUGCAGCAGCUACAGCGACAGCAGCAGCAGCGAGAGGAGCAGCAGCGGCAGCAGCGGCGGCGAGAGCAGCAGCAGCAGGAGCAGCAGCAGCGACAGCAACAGCGGCAUCUCUCGUCCCGCUGCGCCCCCAGAGCCGCGGCCGUCGCAACAGCCGCAGCCCCGCAGCCCCGCAGCCCGGAGAGCCGCCGCCCGCUCGCGAGCCGCAGCCGCCGGCGGCAUGAGGCGCGACCCGGCCCCCGGCUUCUCUAUGCUGCUCUUUGGUGUGUCGCUCGCCUGCUACUCGCCUAGCCUCAAGUCGGUGCAGGACCAGGCGUACAAGGCACCCGUGGUGGUGGAGGGCAAGGUACAGGGGCUGGCCCCGGCCGGCGGCUCCAGCUCCAACAGCACCCGUGAGCCGCCCGCCUCGGGUCGGGUGGCACUGGUGAAGGUGCUGGACAAGUGGCCGCUCCGGAGCGGGGGACUGCAGCGCGAGCAGGUGAUCAGCGUGGGCUCCUGUGCGCCGCUCGAAAGGAACCAGCGCUACAUCUUUUUCCUGGAGCCCACGGAGCAGCCCUUAGUCUUUAAGACAGCCUUUGCCCCUCUUGACACCAACGGCAAAAACCUCAAGAAAGAGGUGGGCAAGAUCCUGUGCACUGACUGCGCCACCCGGCCCAAGCUGAAGAAGAUGAAGAGCCAGACGGGACAGGUGGGUGAGAAGCAAUCACUGAAGUGUGAGACAGCAGCCGGUAACCCCCAGCCCUCCUACCGCUGGUUCAAGGACGGCAAGGAGCUCAACCGCAGCCGCGACAUUCGCAUCAAGUACGGCAAUGGCAGAAAGAACUCACGACUACAGUUCAACAAGGUGAAGGUGGAGGACGCUGGGGAGUACGUCUGCGAGGCUGAGAACAUCCUGGGGAAGGACACCGUCAGGGGCCGGCUCUUCGUCAACAGCGUGAGCACUACCCUAUCAUCCUGGUCGGGGCACGCCCGCAAGUGCAACGAGACAGCCAAGUCCUAUUGUGUCAACGGAGGCGUCUGCUACUACAUCGAGGGCAUCAACCAGCUCUCCUGCAAAUGUCCAAACGGAUUCUUCGGACAGAGAUGUUUGGAGAAACUGCCUUUGCGAUUGUACAUGCCAGAUCCUAAGCAAAAGCACCUUGGAUUUGAACUAAAGGAAGCCGAGGAGCUGUACCAGAAAAGGGUCCUGACUAUCACCGGCAUUUGCGUGGCUCUGCUGGUCGUGGGCAUCGUCUGCGUGGUCGCCUACUGCAAGACCAAAAAACAGCGGAAGCAGAUGCAUAACCACCUUCGACAGAACAUGUGUCCAGCCCACCAGAACCGGAGCUUGGCCAAUGGGCCCAGCCACCCCCGGCUGGACCCUGAGGAGAUCCAGAUGGCAGACUAUAUCUCCAAGAAUGUGCCAGCCACAGACCAUGUCAUCCGGAGGGAAACGGAGACCACCUUCUCCGGGAGCCACUCCUGUUCGCCUUCUCACCACUGCUCCACAGCCACGCCCACCUCCAGCCACAGGCAUGAGAGCCACACGUGGAGCCUGGAACAUUCUGAGAGCCUGACCUCCGACUCCCAAUCGGGCAUCAUGCUGUCAUCAGUGGGCACCAGCAAGUGCAACAGCCCAGCGUGUGUGGAGGCGCGGGCACGGCGGGCGGCAGCCUACAGCCUAGAGGAGCAGCGCAGGGCUGCUGUGCCACCUUACCACGACUCCAUAGACUCCCUGCGUGACUCCCCACACAGCGAGAGGUAUGUGUCGGCCCUGACCACGCCCGCGCGCCUCUCUCCCGUGGACUUCCAUUACUCGCUGGCCACGCAGGUGCCGACUUUCGAGAUCACGUCCCCCAACUCGGCGCACGCCGUGUCGCUGCCGCCCGCCGCGCCCAUCAGCUACCGCCUGGCGGAGCAGCAGCCGCUCCUGCGGCACCCGGCGCCCCCCGGCCCCGGUCCAGGGCCUGGGACCGAUGCGGACAUGCAGCGCAGCUACGACAGCUACUACUACCCCGCGGCGGGACCGGGGCCGCGGCGCGGGGCCUGCGCCCUAGGCGGCAGCCUGGGCAGUCUGCCCGCCAGCCCUUUCCGCAUCCCCGAGGACGACGAGUACGAGACCACACAGGAGUGCGCGCCCCCACCGCCGCCGCGGCCGCGCGCCCGCGGCGCGUCCCGUAGGACGUCGGCUGGGCCCCGGCGCUGGCGCCGCUCGCGCCUCAACGGGCUGGCGGCGCAACGCGCACGCGCGGCGCGGGACUCGCUGUCGCUCAGCAGCGGCUCGGGAGGCGGCUCGGCUUCCGCCUCGGACGACGAAGCGGACGACGCGGACGGGGCGCUAGCGGCCGAGAGCACGCCUUUCCUCGGCCUGCGUGCGGCGCACGACGCGCUGCGCUCGGACUCGCCGCCGCUCUGCCCGGCGGCCGACAGCAGGACUUACUACUCCCUGGACAGCCACAGCACGCGGGCCAGCAGCAGACACAGCCGCGGGCCGCCCCCGCGGGCCAAGCAGGACUCGGGGCCCCUCUAGGGCCCCUGCCGCCCCCUCCGCCUCGCCCGCCCCACUGUCUUUAAGGAGAACAGAGACCGCCGACUGGAGAGAGAAAGGAGGAAAAAAAAGAAAUAAAAAUAUUU